Molecule: messenger RNA, 924 nt
Organism: Cucurbita maxima (winter squash)
Lineage: Eukaryota; Viridiplantae; Streptophyta; Magnoliopsida; Cucurbitales; Cucurbitaceae
Product: transcription factor DUO1-like
Exons: 3
Coding region: 1-924 (307 amino acids)
Source: RefSeq, a predicted model, not a curated record
AUGAAGAAAGGGCCAUGGACUGCUGAAGAAGAUGAGAUUCUGGUCAACUAUGUCAAUAAGUUUGGCCCAAGAGACUGGAGCUCCCUUCGAUCCAAAGGACUUCUUCCCAGAACUGGGAAAUCUUGCCGUCUCCGUUGGGUUAAUAGACUUCAACCCAACUUGAAGACGGGAUGCAAGUUUUCAGCAGAGGAAGAGAGGGUCGUGAUUGAAUUACAGGCACAAUUCGGGAACAAAUGGGCGAAAAUUGCAACGUAUUUGGAGGGAAGAACAGACAAUGAUGUGAAGAAUUUCUGGAGUACAAGGAGGAAGAGAUUAGAAAGGAUUUUGCAGAUCCCACCACAGAAAUCUCAGAAAAACAAACAGAGGAGUUUGGAACCUCAAGGACUCUAUGAAUUGCCUGCUUUAGAGGUUCCUAGCUCCAGCUCCUCUCAGCUGGAUGAACAAUCAUCAACCUGGAAGGAUCAUUUGGAGAAUGCUUUCCAAUUAGGAAACUCAGAGAUGCAUAAAACAACAUCGCUAUCAGUACAGUCAAAUAUGCUUACUAUGGAAAAUGAAAAUCAAGUAUUUGGAACCCCCUCCACUCACAUGCUAGCAGCACCCUUUGACCCUUUUUCUCAUUGUUGCAUCUCCCAAUUCACACAUUCCUCGCAAGAGAUCGGAAUGUUCCCAGACUGCCACGGACUGGCUCCAAACCACGCUCCUUUCAAUUUGCAAGACGUGUUUGAGCCAGGCGAGCCUUCGGAAACAAACAGUUCCCUGAAGUUCAUAAGCAGUUCAAUGCCUAAAGAACAAGAGAUGAAGGCAGAAAGUAAUUUAGAAGUUAAGAAUGAAAACUCUUACCAUGCAACUGCAGAUGAUUGCUUUGAUGAUUUCACAGCUGAUUUAUUUGAUUUCUUUGAUCAACCUCCUCCUUCAUUGAACUAG